This is a messenger RNA of Ectocarpus sp. CCAP 1310/34, 2524 nucleotides long. The record is from the annotation of a GenBank genome assembly. NCBI's taxonomy places the organism in Eukaryota, Phaeophyceae, Ectocarpales, Ectocarpaceae.
AUGUGUCUCAUCGACCCGGUGCUGUCGCUAUCGGACGCGCCAGACCUCCAUCACUGUGGUGGUAACGGGGUCGGGCACGGGGCGGCCAACACCAACCUCACCGUGGGGUCAGAGACCCCGGUGGACGCGUUCCCGCCCAACGAUAUGGGCUUCUGCGACACCCGCGGCAACGCGUGGGAGUGGUGUGAGGACCACUUCUCGGCUCUGGAAGGCUUUUCGAUCAGCCCGCUCUACGAGGACUUCUCCACCCCUUGCUUCGACGGCGAGCACCACAUCAUCGCGGGCGGGAGCUUCGCCAGCACCGGCAACGAGGCGAGCGUCUUCGCGCGGUACCACUUCCGCCCCCACUUCCGCCAGCACGCCGGUUUCCGGCUGGUCGCUCCGGAGCGAAAGGAGGAGGCGACGCGCUUCGUGACAUCUUGCACAGAUGCUCCCAGACCGUUCGUCGGAAGCUACCCUUUCCGCACCGCGGACAAGGGGGCGUCGGCCUCGUCCUCCGGGUGGGUAAAGCGCGAGGCUCAAGCCGAGAGAAGCUUCGCCGCGAACGUGGCGAUGCACUUCGCGGUGCCCGAGGUAGCCCGAGAAGACGCCACUGUCGCGGAAGGGUUGCAGUACCCGCAAAGGUGGGCGUUUUCUCGAGGAGAGAGGUGGUGCGCGAGGAUCGUGCUGCGCGCCCUCGACGGCGUGCUCCCAGCCGGAGAGGCCCACGUGGUUGAAGUCGGAUGCGGCGCGGGCGGAGGGUCGUUUGAGCUCUCCAAGGUUGUAGGGAAAGUCGUAGCGCUGGAGGCCAACAAGAGCCUCAUCGACACCGCAUCGAAGAUGGCGAGGGAAUCCAGGCUGACCGUCACCUACCCAUCGGGGGGUGCGAGGAGCGUGGCCCGGGAAGUCUAUCUCGACGGGGAGGCGAACCCGGAGAGGAUAACGUUCAAGCAGUGCGACCCGAUGUGCCUCCCGGCAGGCUUGGCCGGGCUAGACGCGGCCCUAAUUCACAGCACGAUCGACGCCAUCCCUUCCCCGAACGGGCUCCUGGGUCGGAUGGGAGGGGCCAGGGGCAUCGUGAGGGAGAACGGGGGCGUGGCGGUUGUGGUGUCGGCGUACGAGUGGAAUGAGGACGUGACCCCAGAGGGGGCGUGGGUGGGCGGUUACCUUGACGAUGACGGCAACGAGGUCCCCUCGAUCCAGGGGCUGUCGAGAGGGCUGGGCGAGGAUUUCAAGCUUGUCCAUGUGGAAAGGGUGCCGUGCAUGCGGCCGCUGACAGACCGCACUUUCGAGUAUGCGUCCGCGGAGGCGACGGUGUGGCGCAGAGACUGACGCCCCGACGUUGGUCGUUUUUUUUUUUUUUUUGCCUAACGCCCGGGGGUUGGUCAUAUUUUAUUCUUGCCUUGGCAUCCGCGGGUGGGUCUUGAAAACGCGCGCUCGAUGGAUAGAUACAUGGUUUCGAUGCCCGCUUGUAGUUGUCUGUUGAAUUUUUGUCGCGUCUAGUUCUAGGUGUCCGAUACUCGUCAAUUGUAGCCGGGUGUGUGCCAGGGUGCUUGACCAAAUUAACAAAAUGUGGUUCGAUUAUCCCCCUUGCGCGGAGUGAGGCUUCUCCACCCCGUACGAGAUGAUCCACUCGACCACCAUUCAUUAUGGAUACCGCCAAAAAAAAUCAGAGGUAAAGAAAAAAACCCGGCAAUCUGGUUGCCGAGUUCACGAAGUGAAUUGGCGUGUUUUAUGACGUCGUUGCCAAGCGACGACAACCCAAUCCCGAUGGCAAACACCUAUGGCAAACACCGGGGGGAACAGAGGUUGAGGGGGGGGGCUCAAAGCGGUACCCAAGUGGAGAUAUCGUCUACGGGCGAUCAGGUGGGAAGUGAUGCUGCGGAAUGUUUCUAUGUGUACGCCUUUGGUGCAGUUGUCUCGGUGAAUUGAGUACACAAUACUGCUGGUCCUUGGAAGCUCUGCCGACUCUGCUACAGAGAUAACUUCCGCAUUUGGAUGGAUGAAUGGCUGGGGAAAAUCGCACCAGGCUCUAUUGGAGCGCGGCAGUGUUGUGAAAAUCGUGUUGCUCCCGGGUCACCCGACGGUGCCCGUAUGCAUAUUUUGCAGAAAAUUGAAGUAACCCUCACUGAGGAAUGUUGUAUUUGUCGGGGUCCUGCGCGGAUCCAAACCUUCUUUGUCUCUUUGAUGCAUGAUGCAGUCUAUGCACAGGUGGUACACAGGCUGUUUCUAGGAUGCCUUCCGUGCUCUUUCCCACACUUCUUGCGCGCGAUUCACUUUGCAUGCUGCCUGUUUCGCCCGUGAAAACGAGUGCUUGGCAAGGACCGCUAGACUAUGUAGGUUGCGACGUUUUGGACUAGACUAACAAGUCUUUUGUUCUGAAGCAUACAAGUGGCGGAAGGGCGGCUGUUCUAGCUUUUUACGUGUCUCUGUUAAAAGCGGGAAUGAACCGUCAUCUACGAUCUGAUCUGAUGUUGGGGAGGAUAGGACGAGACCCUAAGCGUGAGGUUUCUUGUGCAGCAGGUGUUUGCUGGUGAAAAAACGG